Molecule: messenger RNA, 602 nt
Organism: Cryptomeria japonica (Japanese cedar)
Lineage: Eukaryota; Viridiplantae; Streptophyta; Pinopsida; Cupressales; Cupressaceae
Product: ubiquitin-fold modifier 1
Exons: 5
Coding region: 156-419 (87 amino acids)
Biological process (GO): protein K69-linked ufmylation
Cellular component (GO): nucleus; cytoplasm
Source: RefSeq, a predicted model, not a curated record
UUUCAUUAUAAAUAAUUUAUUUAUUAAGGCGAUGCUUUAUUCUUGACAAAUGCUCUCCGCGAUCCCCGGGCAUUCAAGGAGCCAACUAUCAGACGGUGUAGCCGGAGGUGCAGAGGAAAGACGGUUGAACUAAAAAUUCAGAUCUGACAGUUGCAAUGGCAGGAGGAAAGGUACAGUUCAAGGUGACAUUGACCUCGGAUCCUAAACUCCCCUUUAAAGUAUUCGGUGUACCAGAGGAGGCGCCUUUCACCGCUGUCCUCAAGUUUGCCGCUGAAGAGUUUAAAGUACCCCCUCAAACCAGCGCUAUCAUAACCAAUGAUGGUGUGGGUAUUAAUCCUCAGCAAAGUGCAGGCAACGUUUUUCUCAAACAUGGCUCUGAGCUGCGUCUCAUUCCUAGAGACCGAGUAGGAUGUAUGUAGGGUUUUGGUAUCUUAGACUUGUAAGAAGUAUUACCCCUUCGAAGAGUUUACAUGGAUUUCACUUGGACCAAUUCCAAGAGAAAAAGUCUGUGAUGAAGUAUUGACUUUUAUGACGGUUUCUUUUCUGGGAUUAUACUUGAGUUUUACUAAUAUAUACAAUAUAAAUAUUUCUAGUUUCCUGUA